Messenger RNA from Panicum virgatum (switchgrass), 1602 nucleotides. Its product is annotated as DNA-dependent metalloprotease SPRTN-like. Gene Ontology annotation, cellular component: nucleus. The transcript is spliced from 7 exons. Lineage: Eukaryota; Viridiplantae; Streptophyta; Magnoliopsida; Poales; Poaceae. Gene Ontology annotation, molecular function: single-stranded DNA binding; polyubiquitin modification-dependent protein binding; metalloendopeptidase activity. The coding region runs from base 142 to 1404 and encodes 420 amino acids. Gene Ontology annotation, biological process: DNA damage response. The record is from RefSeq and is a predicted model, not a curated record.
CCCCGAGGCUUUGCCUUGACACAUCCAGAUUCGAAGAUUUCAGAACCCUGAGUCCCUGACGGCCCUUGACCCCGGAGGCUUUGCCUAAACCCUUCUUCGUCGCCAGCGGCUCCGCGCUCCUGGCGUCGCCUUAAUCCGGCCAUGGUGGGCUCGGAUCCGGACCGGAGUGGAGGCGCCCCGGACGUCUCCGAGCUAUUCUGCCACUACAACUCCCUCUACUUCCGCGAUUCCCUGGGGUCCUGUGCAGUCUUGUGGGCGGAGGACCCACUGCCCGAUCGUGAUGUAAGCACAUGCGACUAUUAUCCUGGAGGUGGUGGCUGUAUUAUACUUCUUUCCAAAUCCUUGUCCGAAUGUCAUGAUGAAUCUGAUCUGAAGAAUGCUUUGCUUCAUGAGAUGAUUCACGCUUAUAUUUGCAUCAAAGACAAUAACAGCGACCACAGUGACCAUGGUGCAAAAUUUCGGAAACUGAUGAAUACAAUCAAUUUAAGCUCUGUAGCUGAUCCCCAUCGACCAGUUGAUGGCUACAGCAUAACUCUGCUUCAUGAAAUCAGAAAUAAAUAUUAUCACUACAAGUGUCAAAGCUGUGGAGAUUUGAUCAAGUCAAUCAAGUUGAGAGUUCCUUCUGGUGAUGACUGCAUUGAGAGAAAAGGUGUCGAUGACCCAUGUCAAAAUUCUAAGUGUCACUGGCAUAGACACAAGCAGCAGUGCCCGGGUAGCUAUUGUAGAGUUCAAGAUUCAUUACCUGGAGGUCCAAAAGUGGAAAAUGCACUCGACGAGGACAAGGGCAGAAGAAGCAAUAAAAAUGAACGGGAAGAUGCCUCUGCUGUUACUGAUAAUACAAUUGGCUGUUCAGAACUGUGGUCCUCCUCAAGAGACAGGUCCAACAAGAAAAUCAAAAUUUCAAAGGAUGAUUGCUGUGACCUUAAAACUAUAGAAACUGUUCAUGAAGCACCAAAGCGUCCAAGAACAGAUGUAUUAGAGAACCAAGAGUACAGCAGACGGAAGAAAAGGAAACAAAGAAAGGUGGAUGUCUACUCAGUAAUAAUUGAAUGGCUGAAUUACUAUUGUUCUAGUGAUUCAGAUGAGGAUGAGGUACCAUUGAUUAAUAAGCGAACAGAAACAAGACAACGCCAAAAAUUACAUGACAUGUCUAUAGCCAGGUUAUCCAACAAUAAUGUUGUGUCUGUAAGCUCACCUUCUGAUACAGUUGGAUCUCGCUUGCUAGAUCCAGGGGACAACAACAAACUUGGAAUUGUGGCAGCUUCUCAGCCUGAAGAAAGAUCCCGGCGAAUUCAUCCUGUGGGUAGUAAUGGAGUUGCUGGAAAUCAAGCUGGUUAUGAAUCUCUGCCUUCUCCGUUGGAUUCACCAAUUAGAGGUGAAAUUGUUGACAUUUCAGAUGGUUGAGUACAAGAGUUCCGUGUUAUUUCCUUAUACUGAAGCCUGGAUUUAGGAUUAUCCAGUAUAGUGGUUGUAAAGACCCUAGUUUCUUUUAUGCACCUUGCAACUGCUAGACAAGUAGACAUGCUGAGUGCCUUUGUACCUGAGCUUUUUUCCGUUAGUUUAUGCCUUUGUAUAUAAGUUUUGUUUGUUCAUUUAGCAUUA